This is a messenger RNA of Zalophus californianus (California sea lion), 820 nucleotides long. RefSeq names its product signal sequence receptor subunit 4 (gene SSR4). The record is from RefSeq and is a predicted model, not a curated record. The transcript is spliced from 7 exons. NCBI's taxonomy places the organism in Eukaryota, Metazoa, Chordata, Mammalia, Carnivora, Otariidae. Gene Ontology annotation, cellular component: membrane; endoplasmic reticulum; endomembrane system. The coding region runs from base 122 to 736 and encodes 204 amino acids.
CAGGCCCGCCCAGCCCGCCGGCGCCUGAUUGGCUGCCACUGCUGCUUACGCGUCGCGCUUCCUCGUCUGCCCCUCGUGCUCUGGGGAGUCGCUCUCUUUUUCCCUCGGCAGAGAAGAGGCGAUGGCGGCGCUGGCAUCUAUCGGCGCCCUGGCGCUACUCCUGCUGUCCAGCCUCUCCUGCUGCUCAGAAGCCUGCGUGGAGCCCCAGAUCACCCCUUCCUACUACACCACCUCGGAUGCCGUCAUUUCCACUGAGACUGUUUUCAUCGUGGAGAUCUCCCUGACGUGCAAGAACAGGGUCCAGGUGCGAAAAUGCCAUGGGGGCUGCUGUGGGCAGCACAGUGGGGCUUCUGCUGAGCGCCAGAGAAGGGAGAAGGUGACUGUCUGUUCCCUCUCCCAGAACAUGGCUCUUUAUGCUGAUGUCAGUGGAAAACAAUUUCCUGUCACCCGGGGCCAGGAUGUGGGGCGUUAUCAGGUGUCCUGGAGCCUAGACCACAAGAGCGCCCACGCAGGUACCUACGAGGUCAGAUUCUUUGAUGAGGAGUCCUACAGCCUCCUGAGGAAGGCUCAGAGAAAUAAUGAGGACAUUUCCGUCAUCCCGCCCCUGUUCACAGUCAGUGUGGACCAUCGGGGCACCUGGAACGGGCCCUGGGUCUCUACCGAGGUGUUGGCUGCAGCCAUCGGCCUAGUGAUCUACUACCUGGCCUUCAGCGCCAAGAGUCACAUCCAGGCCUGAAGGUGGCACCCCUGGGCUAUUGCUACUUUCAAUAAACAGUUGCUGGCUAUAACCAGUAUUCAGGACAGGGGGUCCUGACUCGCA